This is a messenger RNA of [Torrubiella] hemipterigena, 3317 nucleotides long. NCBI's taxonomy places the organism in Eukaryota, Fungi, Ascomycota, Sordariomycetes, Hypocreales, Clavicipitaceae. The record is from the annotation of a GenBank genome assembly.
GACAACGAAAGCGCCACCACCAGCUCUCUAUUUGAACAUUGAUUUACAUGCUUCGUCCCCGCAAUGUACCAAAAUAGACUGUCCUCUAUGUGGCUUGUUGUGCUACUGGUACCGUUAUUUGCGUUCUCACGAGCCGCGAACCGCGAGCUAUUGAAGAACAGCUAUUCAUGCAAUCAAAAAUGGCGCGCAUCGUAUUGCCAUUUCAUUCAUACAUACAUAUCAACGUAUUUAUGCCACGUAUAAAGGCCGAACUAUAUGAAUAUCGCCACCAAGCUGCUGCUCUCGAUGACGUCGCAUUCGCAACGAGAUGGCGCGCGGAGUAGCAUCGCCCAUCGCCAUCUCGGCACAAUGUCACAACGAGCUGUCAAUCGUGGGGUUUCAUUGCAGCACAAAACAUACAACCUACUGCCAAAUGGAAAUAUAUUUGCUGCUUGAUAUUGCUUUCGCUCUCGGAACAUAAUGCACCGAAAUACUUCAAAGUGCGCAAGCUCGUCGCAAUACAUGCAAUAUUGCACGUCAAGAAAUGGCUUAUAUAAAACAAGCCUCUUUUCCCUAAAAUAGGGCUCAUUGUUCACCAUUGCAUACACUUCCAGCCUCAAGUAACAAUGGCGGUUUCUAUAUCAAAGCUAUCCUUCGAACACCAUCGAAGUGCCUUGGGUAUUGGUGAAUCUGCCCCACGAAUAUCAUGGCGGUUCCAAGGCGAUGCACCGAACUGGGAGCAGUCAAGCUAUGAUAUCCAGGUGGCCAGAACGGGCAAAGGAGCUACAGAACCUGUUAUAUAUUCGCACAACUCUUCAGAAUCUCUCUACGUACCGUGGCCAGACCAGGAGCUUGCCUCCAUGGAAAGCGCCAAGGUUCGAGCCAGAGCUCAUGGAAAAGCUGGCCAAUCAUCAACUCCAUGGUCAGAUUGGGUGGCGGUUGAAACAGGACUACUCAAACCAGAAGAUUGGUCGGGCGCAACGCCUAUUGCUGCUAUUCGCGACUAUGACAUCAAUAGCCCCAAGCGUCCCAUCUACUUCCGCAAAACAUUUGCUUUAAACGAGACAAUCACUUCAGCUCGCUUAUACAUCACUGCACUAGGACUGUACGAGGCGGAGAUCAAUGGACAGCGGGUGGGCGACGCAGUAUUGGCGCCUGGAUGGCAGUCGUUCAACUACCGUCAUGUCUACGACACAUACGACGUGACACACCAAGUUAGCAAGGGCGAGAAUGCGAUCGGAAUUGUUGCAGGCGAAGGUUGGUUUUCUGGUAGAAUUGCUUUUGACGGACGAAACUGGUGGGGGAACAAUAUUGGAGUCCAAUCGCUGCUUCGCAUUACCACUGCCGACGGUCAAGUUAUGACUAUCCCCACCGAUGAAUCAUGGAAAUCAAACGUGGGACCAAUCGUAUCCUCAGAGAUAUAUGAUGGUGAACUAUACGACUCGCGCUUGGAAGAAUCCACCAAAGGAUGGUCGGAAGCCGGCUUUGACGAACGCGCUUGGCUUGCGGUUGGCAAGCUACCACCCGUCAAAGGCUCACUUGUAUCUCCGGAUGGCCCUCCAGUUAGAAAAUUGGAGACGCACAAAUACCAACAAGUUUUAAAAUCACCCUCUGGCAAGGUUAUUCUCGACUUCGGUCAAAAUCUUGUUGGCUGGCUAGCCCUCAAGGUGCAAGGCCCAAGUGGAACUAACAUCACGAUCCGCCACGCUGAAGUUCUUGAGCAUGGCGAAUUGGCCUUAAAACCGCUCCGCUCCGCUAAAGCAACCGAUAAUAUCAUAUUGCAUGGAAACGGUCCACAAACGUGGGAACCAAAGUUCACAUUUCACGGCUUCCGAUAUGCCGAGAUCGAUGGAUGGCCUGCAGACACACCCAUCAGCCAAGAUGCCAUUCAAGCGAUGGUGGUCCACAGCGACUUGGAACAGACUGGUUGGUUUGAGUGUUCGCACGAGCUACUAAACAAAUUUCACUCCAACGUCCGGUGGUCGAUGAAGGGAAAUUUCUUGACCAUCUCCACGGACUGUCCGCAGAGGGAUGAGCGUCUAGGAUGGACUGGUGAUGCACACGCCUUCGGCCCGACAGCAAAUUUCCUUUACGACACAGGAGGAUUUUGGCGUGGUUGGCAUCGGGAUAUGUGGUCAGAGAUACAAAGAAAUGGUGCCAUGAAGGUUCCUUUCUUCGUGCCCACAGUACCACCAGGUAGCAAUGAUCCUGGCGCUGCCGUCUGGUCCGACGUCUCGGUUGCUGGUCCCUGGGAUCUUUUCCGAUUCUAUGGUGACAAGGGUAUGCUUCAAGAACAGUUUGCCCAGGGCAGAGCUUGGAUCGACCAUGGUCUUCCCCGAAAUGCUGACCGGCUCUGGGAUCGCAGCAGCUUCCAGUUUGGAGACUGGUUAGAUCCAAAAGCGCCACCGGAGCAACCCGAUGCUGCCACGACACCAAAACAUCUUGUUGCCGAUGCCUACUUAGUACGAAUGACAGAGAUUCUCAUGCUUGUGGCUGAAACAUUGUCUGAUGACGUUACGGCAAGCGACUACCGAGCCCAACGCUCGCAGCUUGUUAAAGAGUUUCAGAAAGCGUGGAUGCCGGCAGGCAACAUGACCAAUCAGACGCAGACAGCAUAUGCUCUGGCACUUCACUUUGGCUUAUAUACGGAUAUAGACCAGCGCCACGCUGCAGCAAACGCCCUCCGUAACAUUGUGGCACAAAAUGAUUACCUCGUUGGGACUGGGUUCGCCGGAACACCGGCACUGGGACCUGCACUCCAAGAUGUGGGCGCCGCGGAAGACUUUUAUCGCAUGCUGCUACAAACAAAGGUACCCUCGUGGCUUUACCAGGUAGUCAUGAACGGUACUACUACCUGGGAGCGAUGGGACAGCAUGCAGCCCGAUGGCUCCAUCAACACGGGUUCCAUGACGAGUUUCAACCAUUACGCUUUUGGAGCUGUGGCAGAUUGGAUUCACACAACCAUUGGUGGUUUGGCUCCGGCCGAACCAGGGUGGAGGACGAUCAAGGUUGAGCCGAUUCCUGGUGGUAGCAUUACCAGUGCCGAGACCCGAUACGUUAGCCCCUAUGGUGCCAUCGAGCUCAAAUGGUGGGUGGAUGACGUCGGCUUCCAUCUCAACUUGUCUGUUCCUCCGAAUACAAGAGCCGUCGUCAAGUUGCCCAAAUCUCAAGAAACUCUCCGGGUUGGCUCAGGCAUCCACAAAUUCCACCAGUAGAGGGGGACAGUUUACAUCAAGUUGCUUCUUUUGUAGUUGGCUCAUAUGCUUGGGGAUGGUCCGUAACGCUCUUCGGUUACGAUAUGUGAUGCGGAACCAACAUCGCUAAGCAGGCGACGUAGC